Messenger RNA from Fusarium fujikuroi IMI 58289, 591 nucleotides. RefSeq names its product related to D.melanogaster heat shock protein 67B2. Bases 1 to 591 code for a protein of 196 amino acids. The transcript is spliced from 2 exons. Gene Ontology annotation, cellular component: mitochondrion. The record is from RefSeq and is a predicted model, not a curated record. Gene Ontology annotation, molecular function: thiosulfate-cyanide sulfurtransferase activity. NCBI's taxonomy places the organism in Eukaryota, Fungi, Ascomycota, Sordariomycetes, Hypocreales, Nectriaceae.
AUGGCGGCCCGUCGCGCUCUCUUCUCAUCAGCCUCGCGCGUAUCCGCUGCUAUCCAACAUGCUCGACCAAUCUUUAUAAUUGCAGCUCGCUCGCCAAGCCCCUCGCUACCAUCCCGAGCUUUUGCGCCCUUUCAGUCUACUGGAAGCUAUGCUACCAAAGCCCAAACUAAAGCCCAAAUCAAAGCAAACCCGAUAGAUGAUCAUACCCCACCGGACCCCAAGCCAUGGAGCUUUGGAGAUAUAAAGAACCAUAUUGAGAAAUCUGAUCCGGGCAAUGUAGUCCUCAUCGACGUCCGAGAACCAGUCGAGCUUUUCGAGACGGGCAAGAUCCCCGGUGCGAUCAAUAUUCCUAUCACAUCGGCAGCCCAGAGCUUCCACAUCUCUGACGAGGAUUUUGAGGACAUGUACGGCUUCCAGAGACCGGCAAAGAACAAGGAGCUUGUGUUUUAUUGCAAAGCAGGAGUGCGUGCGAGGGCGGCAGCGCAACUGGCUCAUUAUGCUGGCUGGGACAAGAUCGGCGAUUAUGCAGGCAGCUGGCUGGACUGGGAAGCCCAGCAAGGACCAGUUGAGAAGGUUAAGAAACGAUAUUGA